GAAGAAGAAGAAGUAGAACUAGACAGUAGAUGAAAGUUUAGAGCUACACACUCUUGUACAGUAGGUGGAAGUAUGCACCUGCACCUAUAAGUUGUUUGCAAUCCGCAAAUUAAAGGAAAGAAGAAGAAGAAGGGUUCACAGCAGCUAGCCAGCUAACUGCUGCUAAUCCUCGGCUAAUAUGCAGCCAGAGGACCCAGCAUCGUCUCUGAAAACUGAUUUGUUAAAAUCACCCGAUACGUUUUGUGUUCUUGUGGGUGUAACAGGGAGCGUUGCAGCGUUGAAACUACCAGUCUUGGUCUCUGAGCUUCUUCAGCUCCCCGGGGUGAAAGUAAGAGUGGUCACCACAGAGCAUGCCAAACACUUCUACAGUCCCUCAGAUGUUUCUGUAAAGAUCUACACUGACAAGGAUGAGUGGGAGCUCUGGACCCAAAGAUCCGAUCCUGUGCUUCACAUUGAGCUGAGACGCUGGGCAGACCUGCUGAUCAUUGCCCCUCUUGACGCCAAUACUCUUGGAAAGAUUGCUAAUGGGAUCUGUGACAACCUACUGACGUGUGUGGUGAGAGCCUGGGAUACCAGUCGACCUCUCCUUUUCUGUCCUGCUAUGAAUACAGCUAUGUGGCAGCAUCCCAUCACGGACCAGCAGGUCUCCAGGCUAAAAGAGUUUGGAUAUGUAGAAAUCCCCUGCAUUGCUAAGAAGCUAGUCUGUGGGGAUGAAGGUAAAGGCGCCAUGGCAGAGGUAUCGACCAUUGUCAGUAUUAUCAGGCAACAUCUUCCAAAUCAAGAUGAGUCGCUGCAGAAAACGUGAAAGUUUCCAGGAGAAACCAUCCAGCUGAGACUAUCUAUUCAAGUUGAAUAGCUUUCAUACUUUUGUACAAAGGUUUUUUUUUUUUUUUGCAUAAAUACGCCACCUGGUAUAGUUU
Cyprinodon tularosa is the source of this 920-nucleotide messenger RNA. RefSeq names its product phosphopantothenoylcysteine decarboxylase (gene ppcdc). Bases 179 to 805 code for a protein of 208 amino acids. Gene Ontology annotation, molecular function: FMN binding; phosphopantothenoylcysteine decarboxylase activity. The record is from RefSeq and is a predicted model, not a curated record. Gene Ontology annotation, cellular component: phosphopantothenoylcysteine decarboxylase complex. The transcript has 5 exons. NCBI's taxonomy places the organism in Eukaryota, Metazoa, Chordata, Actinopteri, Cyprinodontiformes, Cyprinodontidae. Gene Ontology annotation, biological process: coenzyme A biosynthetic process.